UGGGAGCUCAGGAAACCAAAGCUUAGGAUACACUGAGAAGAAGACAUCUGAGGAUGGCCCUGUUUGAAGUGUUGGUUCUUGCUCUGCUGUCCAUCGGUGCACAUGCUAGUAACCAGUGUUCACUAGAUGGACGCUGGAAAAAUGACUUAGGGUCUAACAUGACCAUAAACCCUCCAAGCUCUAAUGGAACAUUCAAUGGGACUUACAUGACGGCAGUGUCAGCCACUAAUGCAACUAUCUUAAUAUCACCUCUCAUUGGAUUUCAGCAAAAGUCUAAUGAACCGUCCUUUGGAUUUGCUGUCAAAUGGGCAUUUUCAGAUUCAAUAACAGUCUUCACUGGUCAGUGCUUCUUAACUGCAACGGGAGGAAAAGUUCUUCAAACAAGUUGGCUGCUGAGGUCAACGGCCGUGAAUGAAGCCGACAACUGGAAGGCAACACGAGUUGGUGUUAACACUUUCAUGCCGAUUUAAUGUGGAUUAAAAAGAAAGAUGAUCUCAGUUAUAUUCAUGUACCAGUGCUACCAUCACUCAAAGCUUACAAAGAAUGAAUGCUGGUAUUAUUCAGCCUUAAUUUGUUACAUUUGACAUUUUAUCAAACUCCUUAAUAAAUCAUGUUGAAUGAAAA
This is a messenger RNA of Pelobates fuscus (common spadefoot toad), 624 nucleotides long. Its product is annotated as avidin-like. Gene Ontology annotation, molecular function: biotin binding. Lineage: Eukaryota; Metazoa; Chordata; Amphibia; Anura; Pelobatidae. The transcript has 4 exons. The coding region runs from base 54 to 470 and encodes 138 amino acids. The record is from RefSeq and is a predicted model, not a curated record.